Messenger RNA from Malassezia vespertilionis, 3195 nucleotides. RefSeq names its product exoribonuclease II (gene MSU1). Gene Ontology annotation, cellular component: P-body; exosome (RNase complex). Gene Ontology annotation, molecular function: 3'-5'-RNA exonuclease activity; RNA binding. Lineage: Eukaryota; Fungi; Basidiomycota; Malasseziomycetes; Malasseziales; Malasseziaceae. Gene Ontology annotation, biological process: mRNA catabolic process. The coding region runs from base 1 to 3195 and encodes 1064 amino acids. The record is from RefSeq and is a predicted model, not a curated record. The transcript has a single exon.
AUGCGCCAUUAUACGCGGAGCGAGGCACGUUCGCCUGAGAGUGAUGCAAAGCGAUCGUCGGAGCCAAGGAUGAAGACGACGCGUCCACAGGGCCGACCCGUGCUGGACGAGCGGGCUAAAUGGAAAGAACCAAAGGAAAAGGAAGAGGAGAUUGUACCCAAGCUAGAUUAUACCAUUCAUGUUGGUGCCUCGCUUGCAAAGCACCAAGAAAUAAAGCCUGGCGACUUUGUGGAAGUACGCAGAACAGGCCGUACUUUUUCAGGCGUCGUACUCCCGAUACCGGAAGAAGAGGGAAAGAGAGGCACAGGAUCAGGCGCCUCGCUCUGUGUUGUGCUUAUUUCGGGGGUCCUAGAACAUGUACGAUCCACUGACGUGAUGCUCCAAUUUCCGGCUUUUGUACCUCCAAAAGCGGCGCAUGCCGCGGCGCCUCUGAAGCGCGAUUAUAUCGCUGCAUCUGUUGCGCGCGUAGCUGCUUCACCAGAAGAUUUACUGGACAAUUUAGAGGCGCCUAUGGAUGCAACUUCCAUGAGCGAAACUUUGCUACAAAGUGCCAGUGCAGAAAACAAUUUUAUUGAGCAAGAGCCUCUGGACGUGGCACGCUUUCAAAAGCGUGCUUCGAUCUGCCGCAAAAUUCGCCAAUUACAAAGAGAGACGGACAGGGAGAUACAACGGCUGUAUCCUGCAUUCCGGACGCUCCUGCUACAGGAGCAAGCGAACAGUGAACCAAAUCACGAUUUGGGAAAGUGUUCCGACGCUGAGCAUGGGUUCCUGAACCGCGCGCUCGAGAUGUUGCACCGCGGAAGUUUUACUACGCUGGAGGCUACGCAACUUGUAAUUCACUACCUGGAGCAUCUGGCAGAACCUAAGGAAAAGAGGAAGGAACGGUUGGGGGGAGAGACGAUCUUCGCUAUGCACUCGCUCUUGAUGAACCAUCCCACGCAAUUUCUUGUGGAUUCCACGACGCAUCGGAACAGUCAAAUGUUUAUGAACCGUUCCCUUCGUGAGCAAAAGGUGAUAUCGCGAGUUGUAUCCUGGUCUCGUGCGAGUAUGGCCACAGAUGGAUUUGCGGAACGUGGUGUUGAGAUCCAAGAACACGCGGAAGCGGCCAAAGUGCUCGACGGAUUCUGCGAGCGUGCAAGAUACGUGAUUCAGUGGUACGAGAACAACCACACUGGCGGACGCCAAGACGGGGAAAUUGAAAAAGUUACAGUGCCGGCCCAAGAUGGAAAAAGUACCUUUCAAUGGCUGUCCACAGACCAGGAAAUUAUUGAAUUUCUCAAGAUCAGUGUAGGUAAUCGUCGAGAGCUGCAAGAUGACCCAACGGGUAGCAUUGCCAUGUCUAUCAUCAAACGAGUGGGUGCGCAUACACACCUUGAGCCAAUCCUGCAUCCAGAUAUGGCGCACUUGGAUGUUGAUCAAAAGUUCAGCAAGGCUCAAGAGCAGCGUCGUGCUCUUCCAGAUACCGUCACUAGUGUCAAUACAGCCGGAGCUGAUCUUCAACAUGCGAUUGUGUUUAAUUUCCUCGGACGUUUGGGCGCCUUGACACCUUGGGAAAAUCCGAAUGCUUUGGAUACAUAUUUGAAAAAUAUGAAGGAAAAUGUGCUUGUUACAAAGAAGCGGCAUGCCAAAGCCCGUACGGUGCUUACACUGCAAGAAUGGCAAGAAGAAAAGAGACAUGAUUUUGGGGACUUGCCCGUGUAUGUGAUCGACUCGGCAAAUGCAUUUGAACUCGACGACGGUAUUUCUAUUGAGCCGGCACGCACAGAUGGAGAAUAUUGGCUUCAUGUGCAUGUAGCCGAUCCGACUGCGUGGAUUCCGCCCGAGCAUCCAUUGGCUUACGAAGCAGAGCAAAAAUACACUAGCAUUUACUUCCCUGAGGGCCAUUUUUCGUUGCUGCCCAACUUUGCUGUGUACCAAGGAAUGAGUCUAACGCAGCAAGACGAGAGAUCAUUUAAAAAACAGCAUGUGAUGACUUUUAGUGCGCGUGUUGCGGAAGAUUCUGGCAAAGUGCUUGACUAUUUGAUCAGACCGUCGUUUGUGAAUAAUGUGCUCACGCUUAACUAUGGAGAGAUAAACGACUUGUUCCUUCAUGGACACCCCCCGAAAGACGCACACAAGGCUUUAUACAAAGAAGCAAUACAAAAAGAUUUGCACAAGAUUGCGAGUGUGGCAUCCAUCUUGUCUAAACGGAGAACGCGAAUUGGAGGGGCUGUGAAUGCAGGAAACCCGUCCAGUACGGAGACAAUUUCACCGCUCCCAUUGCCUACCGCAACUUUGGAAUCGCCCGUAUAUUUCAGAGGGUUUCCUAAUGUUGAUUUAACGUUGGCCAAAACAGAACAGCUCAUUCCGCAAGGGACUUGGGAUAAGCGGCCUGGGGGCAUCACUUCGGAAACCAUGGUUAGUGAAAUGAUGCUUUUGGCAGGUCGCGUGGCUGCUGGUUUCGGUGCUAGCAGAGAGAUUGCUUUGCCAUUUCGACUCCAAGAUGCCCCAGAAGCAGCACAGGUGGCUCUUAUCGACAAACUUAAAGACCCCGUCACCGGUGCGAUUUCCAUCGCUGAGCUUCAACAAAAUGAUAUAUUCAUGUCGCCCGGAUACUUUUCAGUGAGGUCAGGAAACCACUAUGCACUUGGGAUUGGGCCUGUGAAUAAAAGUAGUGCAGAAAGUGAUGCACUGUACAAUGGCGGUUAUGUCCGCACUACAAGUCCGUUGCGACGGUACUCUGAUAUGCUGUGCCAUUGGCAGAUAAAGUCGUCUUUGUUCUUUGACAAACCGAUGAUGAAGAAGCACAAUAUGGCUAUUCAGUUUUCCAGGUUUGAGCGUAUGGAAGCGUGGGUCAAGCAGAUUGAGCGCGCAUCACACCGUUACUGGGCAUGGACUGUGGUUGACAAUCUCUUACGGAAAAAAGCAACAUAUGAACAGCAAGGUAUUCCAGCUUCAAAGCAACAUUAUACAAACACCGAAAAGCAGCUCAUGGGUCCGCAGAAAGCAUAUGUUGGAGUACCUGAGGUUCGACUUAGCUUUGACACUUUGCAAGCAAAAAUCCGAGUGAAUCUAAUGUCCCUAGGAGGAUACCCUGUCGACUUAAUAUGGGACCCAAAAAAUCCACCGCCACCGCGUGGCUCAACAAUUUUGAUUGAAAUUCAAAAAUCAAUCAGCUCAGGAGCAAAACGUUCCUUAAUCUGUACACCUAAAUAA